This is a messenger RNA of Cucurbita pepo subsp. pepo (vegetable marrow), 998 nucleotides long. RefSeq lists its product as uncharacterized. NCBI's taxonomy places the organism in Eukaryota, Viridiplantae, Streptophyta, Magnoliopsida, Cucurbitales, Cucurbitaceae. The record is from RefSeq and is a predicted model, not a curated record.
UGUUUUUUCUUUUAAAGAAAAAUUAUUAUGGGGACUUUAGUGGGUCAUGUAGCUCCCGGGUUUGGCUUCUUCAUUAUUGGCCUGUGGCAUCUUUUCAACAACAUCAAGAUUGAAGCCCGUACUAACCCUCCCCAUUCCCCAAUAUUUCUCUCAUGGUUUCCCACUUCCCGAUUCAAGUACCUAGAGCCGUUGCUCAUCAUGCUUGCCGCCUCAGCCUCCGUAGCCAUGGAGCUCUUCAUCGGGCCUCAGAGGCACCACCCCUUCGACACCGACGGCACCAUCCCUUCCAACCAUCUCCACAACAUCGAACACUCCAACAUUUCCAUGACUUUCUUUGUCUUUGCUGCCUUCUCCGUUAUUCUGGACCGCCUUCGUCCCAAAGCUUAUUUUGAGCUGACACAGUUUCUGGGCGCCGUGGCUUUUGGGCAGGAGCUUCUCCUCUUCCACCUCCACUCCGCCGACCACAACGGCCCCGAAGGCCAAUACCACAUGCUUCUCCAGCUUCUGGUGCUCCUUUCUCUCGCCACAACUCUCCUCGGGAUUGCUCUUCCCACUAGCUUCUUGGUGGCGUUUGUCAGGUCUUUCAGCGUUAUUUUUCAAGGCGUCUGGCUUAUGCUCAUGGGCUUCACGCUUUGGACGCCUUCUCUCAUAUCCAAAGGCUGCUUUAUGCACUUGGAAGACGGGCACAAAGUGGUGCGGUGCGGCGGGGAGGCGCCACUUCACCGAGCAAAGUCUCUGGUCAACCUUCAGUUCAGCUGGCUCUUAAUUGCCCUCACCAUUUUCGCUUUAUCACUCCACUUGUUUCUGCUUAAACUCUACCAACAAACGCCCAAGAACCCCCAAUACAUUUCAUUAGUAACCAACGAAGAGGAAGAAGAAACAUCGAAGAACAUAGACACACGUGCGAGGAGCUUUAUUGAAAUGGGACACAAGUUCACAGAAAUGGGCAUGGGAAGGUAGAAACUUCACAACAAUGUAAUUUGAAUUGUUGGGUGUGU